This is a messenger RNA of Rotaria sp. Silwood1, 984 nucleotides long. NCBI's taxonomy places the organism in Eukaryota, Metazoa, Rotifera, Eurotatoria, Philodinida, Philodinidae. The record is from the annotation of a GenBank genome assembly.
AUGAUUACUGUCCGAACUGACCAUACAGCAUCCAUAUUAACAAAUGGGAAUGUGUUAGUUGCUGGUGGUGGUCAUCGUACUCAUUUAAGUAGUGCUGAAUUAUAUGAUCCAUCGACUGGAACUUGGACAAAUACUGGUAGUAUGAAUGAGGCACGAGAUAGGCACAUAGCAUCCUUAUUAACAAAUGGAAAAGUGUUAGUUGCUGGUGGAGCUAACAGUAGAAGUGAUCAUAUGAAUACUGCUGAGGUGUAUGAUCCAUCAACGGGAACUUGGACAACUACUGGUAGCAUGAAUGACGCACGACUGUUGCCCAUCGCAUCCGUAUUAACAAAUGGAAAAGUAUUAGUUAUUGGUGGACAUGGUAAUGUUGGUAAUAACAUUCUGAAUAGUGCUGAAUUGUAUGAUUCAUCAACAGAAACUUGGACAAAAACUGGUGACAUGAAUAGGGCACGAGCUGGGCACACAGCGUCCUUAUUAACAAAUGGAAAAGUGUUAGUUGUUGGUGGGGAUGAGGGUAAGCACGAGGGUUCUCUGAAUAGUGCUGAAUUGUAUGAUCCAUCAACGGGAACUUGGACAGUUACUGGUAGUAUGAAUUAUGGUCGUGAGUCUCAUACAGCAUCCACAUUAGAAAAUGGGAAAGUGCUAGUUGUUGGUGGCUAUGGUAAUUUUGGUCCUGUGAAUAGUGCUGAAUUGUAUGAUCCAUCAACAGGAACUUGGACAACUACUGGCAGUAUGAAUGAGGCACGAGUAUAUCACACAGCAUCCAUAUUACUCAAUGGGAAAGUGAUAGUUACUGGCGGAUCUACUGCGGGUGAGAGUGAUCCUCUGAAUAGUGCUGAAUUGUAUGAUCCAUCAACAGAAAAUUGGACAACCACUGAGAGCAUGAAGGAGGCACGAGAGCAGCACAUUGCAUGCAGAUUAAUAAAUGGUAAAGUGUUAGUGACCGGUGGUAAUCCGGAUACUGUUGAGUUGUAUAAUCCAUAA